AUGACAGCUCGUGAAGAAUUUUUCGCAUGGCUCGCAAGCAAAGCUAUUCCCAGGAAGCAAAGAACUAAACUCGCUUCGUAUGAAUGGGAAAGUUUAGUCGAAACAGAUGUCGAAGGGAUUGCAUCAGUCAUUGAGGACCGACUGAUGGCUGGAGUUGUUCAUGGGAAACUUCAGGCUUUAGGCGCUCAAUAUCAAACAGUUCAGUGGCAUACAAGGCCAAAAGAUCUAUUUCAAAUACCUCCAUGUCUUGGAGUUUCAUCCACUAGCGGAUGGUUCAUGGUGGUCAUGGCUCAUAUGACUGGGUUUUAUGCUCUGUCAGAUAGUAAUAGCUCUAUUACUGCAUGUAUUAGUGAGGAACUGUGGAAUGUGUUGAGGAAGUUACAGAACUUUGGGUAUGUGCAUGGUGAUCUACGAAAAGAGAACAUUUUGGUCUGCAAAAAGGAUGCAAAGACAAACAUUGUUUUUACUGAUUGGGAUUGGGCUGGUGUAGCUGGGGAAGUUUGUUAUCCUAUAUCAAUCAACCCUGCAAUCUAUCAGCAUCCUACUGCAAAAGCUCUACAACCCAUCCUUAUGGAGCAUGAUGAAUUUAUGCUCAAAAAUAUUUGUCUUACUCAUAAUGUUGUGGAUGAAAGCUUAGACCAGUAA
Molecule: messenger RNA, 645 nt
Organism: Paraglomus brasilianum
Lineage: Eukaryota; Fungi; Glomeromycota; Glomeromycetes; Paraglomerales; Paraglomeraceae
Source: the annotation of a GenBank genome assembly